This is a messenger RNA of Pollicipes pollicipes, 441 nucleotides long. It is a transcript of the gene COX7B, whose product is annotated as Cytochrome c oxidase subunit 7B. The transcript has 3 exons. Bases 81 to 356 code for a protein of 91 amino acids. The record is from RefSeq and is a predicted model, not a curated record. Lineage: Eukaryota; Metazoa; Arthropoda; Thecostraca; Pollicipedomorpha; Pollicipedidae.
CAGUCACCUUCAUCUUCUUGGCCUCUGCACCCGGGUUGAGCAGCGGGCUGGUGGCACCAAAAGAUACAACGUUUUAAAUCAUGUUUUCGCCAGCAUUCAGGGUCAUCUCUCGUCUCCCAGUCCGCCCACUGGUUCGUCGGUAUGGCGGCGGUGAAGUCUACAAGCCCAUCACCAUGAACGACUUGCCUGUGCCGAAGGGAUCCUGGCAGGAGCACUAUAAUGCUAAGCAGAAGAACUACAACACCAUGCUAAUGCUCGGCAUAAUCACGUUUACUGGCACACUUUUCGGGGCGUACCAGUCGGGCCUGGUGGUGCUGAACACCACGCCGGACCUGAAGAAGAUGAACAUCAAGUGAGCGUCUGGGUCUGCGUCGCGUGCGCUGCAGAGUGAAGUCGAGUGUGUCCUGAGUGUGUAAAGCCAAUAUAAUGUAACGGACCACG